AUGCCCGCCGAUAUUGCCGGAGGCCUGGUAAUAGCCAAAUUUGGCAGAUACAAGCCGACAAUGGUAGCCGGUUACGCAUUGCUGUCCAUUGGAGUAGGCUGCUUGACGCUCCUAGACGGAAACUCGUCCACGGUGAAAUGGGUUAUCUUCCAAUUGAUCUGCGGUACUGGAGGCGGAUUGGCUUUGACUGCGACGCUCCCCGCGGUCCAGGCGCCGUUGCCCAUUCCGACGUUGCGAUCGCUACAGCGAGCUGGGCCUUCGUUCGGAGUUUCGGUUCUAUUUGGGGGCGCAGCCAUUCCCGCAGCUAUAUUCAACUCGCGUGUCGACUCCUUGCUGCAUAAAGUCAGCGAUUUGGCGAUUCGGGAGCAGCUUCGGCGCGGCGGAGCGUAUGAGCAUGCAACGGCCGCCUUCAUCAGAUCAUUCGAUAACAACCCUACGACGAAGUCCAAGCUCAUCAACAUCUACACUACAAGCAUCAAGGAGUCUUGGCAGGUUCUCAUUGCUUUUACUGUCAUUGCAGUGCCCAUUGCCUGCUUUAUGAAAGAGGUUCCUCUGCGAAAAGAACUGGUCACUGAAUUUGGACUGGUCGAGGACGGCGAGGAAGGGGAGGUUUCGGGGCAGGAUGGUAUCGAACUCGCAGCCAGAGUGACUGGAGUUGAUCGGAGCUGGCUAUACAGCGACAUUAUAAAACUUUGUAAAAUUAUUCAAUAG
Molecule: messenger RNA, 711 nt
Organism: Aspergillus affinis
Lineage: Eukaryota; Fungi; Ascomycota; Eurotiomycetes; Eurotiales; Aspergillaceae
Product: major facilitator superfamily protein
Exons: 1
Coding region: 1-711 (236 amino acids)
Biological process (GO): transmembrane transport
Molecular function (GO): transmembrane transporter activity
Source: RefSeq, a predicted model, not a curated record